UUUUCAUUGGCUAUAAUUGGCUUACUUUUUUUGUGAAACGCUGACCGAUGGAAUUAAGACAGUGUCGGGAUUGAGGGUUCAUUGAACCUGGACGGGUUUUGUCAUUGGAAAAUCACUCAAUCCGUGUUCUUCCGCUUUUAGUAGUCUCCUCUUCUUCUUCUUCUUCUUCUUCUUGUUUACUAAUUGAUCAUUUGGCUAUAUAAUAUUGUAUUGGAGAAAGAGGGGCCACCAACUGUGGCGAGCCAAAAGGGAAGGCUUCAUUUUGGUGGUAGGUGGAAGAAUUUUGGGAGGAAAGAUGUCUCUUCUUGUCUAGGUGUAUGGUCUCUGAUUCCACUAUCAAUGGCUUUCGUAACAAGCAUACGUAUGAAGCAAGCUAGUAAAUUUGAUACCCCAUGUCUGUGAUGGCUUAUUCAACUGACGAGCAGGCAGAAACAACAGGAGCAGAUUCUAUAAGUCCGUCAUCAUCUCACCAUCAGACACACGCCAUGGCAUAUGUUCACAAGGUUGGGUUGCCCCCUAAGCAAGACCUCUUCAAGGAGUUCAAAGCGACUGUAAAAGAAACAUUCUUUGCAGAUGAUCCUCUCCGGUCAUUCAAGGAUCAACCAAAGUCCCGCAAGUUCAUCCUGGGAAUCCAGGCCAUAUUCCCUAUUCUUGAAUGGGGUAGACACUAUAAUCUAACUAAGUUUAGAGGUGAUCUCAUUGCUGGGUUGACUAUUGCAAGUCUCUGCAUUCCUCAGGAUAUUGGUUACGCCAAGCUUGCAUACAUGGAUCCUGAAUAUGGGCUUUACUCCAGCUUUGUUCCACCCUUGAUUUACGCCUUUAUGGGCAGUUCGAGAGAUAUAGCUAUUGGACCAGUUGCUGUGGUUUCUCUUCUACUAGGAAGUUUGCUUCAAGAAGUGAUUGAUCCAUUUAAAAAUCCUGUUGAAUACCGGCAGCUUGCAUUCACUGCUACCUUUUUUGCUGGGAUCACGCAAGCAGCUCUUGGAAUUCUUAGGUAUCAUAUACUUAAAUGUACAAGCAAUAAAAACAUCACACAUAAACUAUUGAUUUCCCUGCUGCUCAUAUUUACACUUCAGAAUUUGAAGGCCCAUACCUUACAGAAAUGUACUGGUGUUGAUUUUGUUUUUAGGUUGGGUUUCUUGAUUGACUUUCUAUCUCAUGCUGCCAUCGUCGGUUUCAUGGGUGGGGCUGCCAUUACAAUUGCCCUCCAACAGCUUAAGGGUUUUCUUGGCAUUAAACAUUUCACGAAGAAAACUGAUAUUACUUCUGUGAUGAAGUCAGUCAUCAGUUCAGCAGAACACGGAUGGAACUGGCAGACAAUUGUCAUUGGGGCAUGCUUCUUAUCUUUCCUUCUCACUGCCAAAUACAUUGGAAAAAGGAACAAGAAACUUUUCUGGGUGCCAGCAAUUGCACCAUUGAUAUCAGUUGUUCUCUCUACCCUCUUUGUCUUUUUAACUCAUGCUGAAAAGAAAGGAGUUUCAAUUGUGAAUCACAUAGAAAAAGGAAUCAAUCCCCCAUCAGCUGAUCAAAUUUUCUUCAGUGGCCCGUUUCUGACAAAAGGCUUCAGGAUCGGAGUGGUGGCUGGCAUGAUAGCACUUACGGAAGCAACAGCCAUUGGAAGAACGUUUGCUGCCAUGAAGGACUAUCAACUGGAUGGUAAUAAAGAAAUGGUAGCUUUAGGAGCAAUGAAUAUCGUUGGUUCAAUGACUUCUUGCUAUGUGGCCACAGGUUCAUUUUCUAGAUCAGCAGUAAAUUACAUGGCUGGCUGCCAAACUGCAGUGUCUAACAUCGUUAUGUCUUGUGUUGUAUUUCUAACCUUGCAAUUCAUUACACCUCUUUUUAAAUACACCCCAAAUGCCAUUCUUGCUGCCAUCAUUAUCUCAGCUGUCAUAGGCCUACUUGAUUUUGAGGCAGUAGUUUUGAUAUGGAAGAUAGACAAAUUUGAUUUUGUUGCCUGCAUGGGAGCCUUUUUUGGAGUAGUUUUUUCCUCUGUCGAGAUAGGUCUCUUAAUUGCGGUCUGUAUAUCCUUCGCUAAAAUAUUGUUACAAGUUACCAGACCUCGGACAGCCCUUCUUGGAAAGAUCCCUAGGACAACUGUGUACAGAAAUACCCAACAAUAUCCAGAUGCAACUAAGGUUUCAGGUGUUUUGAUCGUGAGAGUUGAUUCGGCAAUUUACUUUUCCAACUCUAAUUAUGUCAGAGAGAGGUUACUGAGAUGGCUGACAGAUGAGGAAGAAAGAGUUAAAGCAGAGAACCAGCCAAGAAUUCAGUUUUUGGUAGUAGAUUUAUCACCCGUUACGGACAUUGACACUAGUGGAAUCCAUGCACUUGAGGAGUUAAACAGCAGUCUAAAGAAGAGAGACGUGCAGGUAAAAAACACCAUCCGCUUCUACUUUAUAUGCCUUGGAUUUCUAGCAAGUUUUUUUAACAAGACAAGACCAGCACCCAAAAAGUGGAGUAAAGUUGGUGAAAUAUGCUUACCGGAGGAGUUGGUAUUUUCUUGGUAUGCAGCUUGUUCUGGCGAAUCCAGGUCCUGCGGUGAUCCACAAGCUCCAUGCUUCAAAUUUUGCAAAUUUGAUAGGCGAGGACAGAAUCUUCCUCACCGUGGCAGAUGCUGUAUCAUCCUGCUCUCCCAAACUAGCGGAUCAACAAGUUUGACACCAACAAAACUGAAAUGAUAUGUGCAACUGGAUGUAUAAAUGGAAAUUGGGAAAGUGAUAUCCUGUAGAGUUGAGUGGAAGAUGACAGAGCUCUCAUGUAUAGAUGUGGUUUAGUUGAGGGACAGGGGCCCAAUCCCCCAACCCUAAAAAAAAUGAAAAAGAAGAGAGAGAGAGGUGAAGGAUGUGGUAAUGGGAUUAAGCCAUAAUACUUGUAUGUUUAUUUCCUGGCAGUGGGUCUUGUUAUAAUUUGAAUUUGUACUACUGGUGUAUUUGCGUAUAUGGUUACAUAUAAGAGGGAGGAGUUGGGAUUUCAAGUGUGUGGAAAAUAUCUAUCAGUUCACCAAACUUUCAA
Messenger RNA from Carica papaya (papaya), 3012 nucleotides. Lineage: Eukaryota; Viridiplantae; Streptophyta; Magnoliopsida; Brassicales; Caricaceae. The record is from RefSeq and is a predicted model, not a curated record.